AUGGCAGUGUCACGUGGGACCUGUAAGUGGUUCGACUCGAAAAAGGGUUACGGCUUCAUUACGGCCGAAGAUGGAUCAGAUCUGUUCGUUCACCAGUCGGAGAUCCGAGCAGAGGGGUUUCGGAACCUCGCCGAAGGCGAGCCUGUGGAAUUCAUCGUGCAGACGGGAAAUGACGGCCGCAAGAAAGCUGUGAACGUCACGGGACCCAACGGAUCUUGCGUGCAAGGAGAUAAUCGGCGGCAGGCAGGACGUUUUGGCGGGAAUGAUGGCGACCACGGCAGUGAAUACUCACGCAGAGGAGGUGGGACAGGCAGCUACAGCGGUGGUCACUACGGAGGCAGCUACGAACACGAGAGACAUGGCGGAGAUUUCGGCGGACGUGCAUACUGA
Besnoitia besnoiti is the source of this 390-nucleotide messenger RNA. Its product is annotated as cold-shock DNA-binding domain-containing protein. Gene Ontology annotation, molecular function: nucleic acid binding. The transcript is spliced from 3 exons. Bases 1 to 390 code for a protein of 129 amino acids. NCBI's taxonomy places the organism in Eukaryota, Apicomplexa, Conoidasida, Eucoccidiorida, Sarcocystidae. The record is from RefSeq and is a predicted model, not a curated record.